Messenger RNA from Diceros bicornis minor, 3129 nucleotides. It is a transcript of the gene CACTIN, whose product is annotated as cactin, spliceosome C complex subunit. The record is from RefSeq and is a predicted model, not a curated record. The coding region runs from base 17 to 2272 and encodes 751 amino acids. The transcript is spliced from 10 exons. NCBI's taxonomy places the organism in Eukaryota, Metazoa, Chordata, Mammalia, Perissodactyla, Rhinocerotidae. Gene Ontology annotation, molecular function: protein binding. Gene Ontology annotation, biological process: negative regulation of innate immune response; mRNA cis splicing, via spliceosome. Gene Ontology annotation, cellular component: spliceosomal complex; cytoplasm.
GCCGCCGUCCCAGCCGAUGGGUCGGGGUACACGCUCCCGCUCGCGGUCGGCGGGUCGCGGGGGCCGAAGGCAGCGGAGCCGGAGCGGGAGUCGGAGCCGAAGCCGAAGCAGGAGCCAUGGGCAGCGAAACCGGCGGCGCCGGGACGACGAGGGGCGGCGCAGGCGGCGGAGCCGGGAGCGCAGGUCGGAUUCGGAGGAGGAACGGUCGCAGCGGCGCGGGAGGCCGAGCCGGAGCCCGCCGCCGCGCCGGAGGCGCUCCCAGGACCGGUCCUCUCAGUCCGACUCGGGCGAUGAGCGGCGGCAGCAGCGGGGCGGAUGGGCGCCGCGCCGGCGGACGCGCUCCUGGUCCCCGGGCUCCUCGGCGUCCAGCUCGGCGUCCCCAGCGCGCUCCCGGAGCCCCGGGGCGGCGGCCGCGGCCCUGAGCCAGCAGCAGAGCCUGCAGGAGCGGCUGCGGCUGCGCGAGGAGCGGAAGCAGCAGGAGGAGCUGCGGAAGGCCUUCGAGACGCCCGAGGAGAAGCGCGCGCGGCGGCUGGCCAAGAAGGAGGCCAAGGAGAGGAAGAAGCGGGAGAAGAUGGGCUGGGGCGAGGAGUACAUGGGCUACACCAACACCGACAACCCCUUCGGCGACAACAACCUCCUGGGCACCUUCAUCUGGAGCAAGGCCCUGGAGAAGAAGGGGAUCAGCCACCUGGAGGAGAAGGAGCUGAAGGAGCGGAACAAGCGGAUCCAGGAGGACAAUCGGCUGGAGCUGCAGAAGGUGAAGCAGCUACGGCUGGAGCGGGAGCGGGAGAAGGCCAUGCGUGAGCAGGAGCUGGAGAUGCUGCAGCGGGAGAAGGAGGCGGAGCACUUCAAGACGUGGGAGGAGCAGGAGGACAACUUCCACCUGCAGCAGGCCAAGCUGCGCUCCAAGAUCCGCAUCCGGGACGGGCGGGCCAAGCCCAUCGACCUGCUGGCCAAGUACAUCAGCGCCGAGGACGACGACCUGGCCGUGGAGAUGCAUGAGCCCUACACCUUUCUCAACGGGCUCACGGUGGCCGACAUGGAGGACCUGCUGGAGGACAUCCAGGUGUACAUGGAGCUCGAGCAGGGCAAGAAUGCGGACUUCUGGCGAGACAUGACCAUCAUCACCGAGGAUGAGAUCGCCAAGCUGCGCAAGCUCGAGGCCUCGGGCAAGGGGCCAGGCGAGCGGCGAGAGGGCGUCAACGCCUCGGUCAGCUCCGAUGUGCAGUCAGUCUUCAAGGGCAAGACCUACAGCCAGCUACAGUUCAUCUUCCAGGGCAUCGAGGGCAAGAUCCAGGCCGGGGGCCCCAACCUGGACAUGGGCUACUGGGAGAGCCUGCUGCAGCAGCUCCGCGCCCACAUGGCACGCGCCAGGCUGCGCGAGCGGCACCAGGACGUGCUGCGGCAGAAGCUCUACAAGCUGAAGCAGGAGCAGGGCGUGGAGAGCGAGCCCCUGUUCCCCAUCCUCAAGCAGGAGCCGCAGUCUCCGGGCCACAGCCUGGAGCCUGAGGAGCCGGCGCCCACCCCGCCGGGCCCCUCCGAGGAGGGCGGUCCCGCCGAGCCCGAGGCCGACGGGGCGGCGCCGGCGGAGGGCGAGGCCGACGGGGAGGCGGUGCUCAUGGAGGAGGACCUGAUCCAGCAGAGCCUGGACGACUACGACGCCGGCAAGUACAGCCCGCGGCUGCUCACGGCCCACGAGCUGCCGCUCGACGCCCACGUGCUGGAGCCCGACGAGGACCUGCAGCGCCUGCAGCUGUCGCGCCAGCAGCUCCAGGUCACAGGGGACGCGAGCGAGAGCGCGGAGGACAUCUUCUUCCGGCGGGCCAAGGAGGGCAUGGGCCAGGACGAGGCGCAGUUCAGCGUGGAGAUGCCGCUGACGGGCAAGGCGUACCUGUGGGCCGACAAGUACCGGCCGCGCAAGCCGCGCUUCUUCAACCGCGUGCACACGGGCUUCGAGUGGAACAAGUACAACCAGACGCACUACGACUUCGACAACCCGCCGCCCAAGAUCGUGCAGGGCUACAAGUUCAACAUCUUCUACCCCGACCUCAUCGACAAGCGCGCCACGCCCGAGUACUUCCUGGAGGCCUGCGCCGACAGCAGGGACUUCGCGACGCUGCGCUUCCGCGCGGGGCCGCCCUACGAGGACAUCGCCUUCAAGGUGGUGAGCCGCGAGUGGGAGUACUCGCACCGCCACGGCUUCCGCUGCCAGUUCGCCAACGGCAUCUUCCAGCUCUGGUUCCACUUCAAGCGCUACCGCUACCGGCGGUGACGCCCCGGCCGCCCCCCGGCGGGAGCGGGGCCCCGCGGAGCCCGCUGGACGGGCUCCCCGCCGGGCGCCCGACCCGCUGUCCAGCCGGGCGGGCUGAGGCCCUGCGGCGCCGGCGGAGGCGGCCAGAGGGGCCCGGACGCGGGGAGCCAGCCUUGCGGGAGACGGACACCCCGAGUCCAGGGCGCUGCCGGCGCGUGGACACAGCGGCGGCUGCGGGCCGCGCGCUCCGGGCCUUCCCCGGCCGGCCUUCCUCGCGCCGCAGCGGUGGAGCCAGACCCUGCUGUGCACGUUCCGGGAGACACCAUCGGAGGGCCGUCCCAGCACCGGGGUGCCCCCAGCUCGCCCCUGCUGCUGGCUGUGGGGUCAGUCUCCCCCAGCGGCUGUGCAGGAUGUGUCACCGUCCGCCGUCAGGUCCAGGAACCGGGGGUCACUGAGACGGCCUUCCUCCCACGUGGGGACAGUUGUGUUCCUUGAAGCCACCUCCCAGCAACCCCGGAGCCGCCUGGCUUGUCCCGUGUCUCAGACGGGGACAGCCUCUGGCCUGACAGGUGCGGUCACUCUGCCCCAGUCACAGGCCGUCAACAGUCCACCAGGCGGCUGACCCGGGAAACACAUUUCUUGAAACAUUUUCUUACAGAGUCUUUUCUAGCCUAACGUGGGAAAACCCUGCGCCAUCCCUGCCGUGCCCCGCUGCUCCUCGGACAGCCCCACCCUGACACCCUCUUUCACUGGGAAAUAGGUUAAGUGGUUUCUCUAAAAGGACUUUUCUGGAGGGGGGUGAGAAAUCUUGUUUAUUUUCAUUUAACUGGUCUACUGGUGAGAUUGCAUGUUUUUAAUAAACAUUUUAUUUUAGAAUA